AUGGACAGAAUAGCGAAAUGGUGUCUGAAAAUGUCGUAUUUUUACGGACGUGUCACCGGUGUACUGAACUUUGAGAUUGAUUUACGAACGGGUCGACCGGAGGUCACUAGGAGAGCUACAAUAUGGGCAGCUGGCUUGCAUUCAGUUAUGUUCGUCUUACUUAUUUACCACUCAAUGACUAGAAAUGUUAUGAGUAAUACUUGGAAAAGUGCUAAUUAUCUACACGAAUACGUUUUCAUGGUCAUAGCCAGUUUUCGGAUAGUUUGUGUUCUCCUGGCUUUGCUCAGUCGGUGGUCUCAACGUAGGACAUUUAUUCGGAUCUUCAACUCAUUCCACCGUCUUUUUCAGCAUAAUCCAGAUAUAAUCAAGUACUGUCAUAGAAGUAUUGUUAGCAAAUGCUUGUGUGUCACGAUGGUGGAGACGUUACAGCUCAUUGUUAUCCUUGCUCUUAUGGGAAAUCGGUUAACACUUUUUUUGGGCUUACGCAUUUGGGCCAUAUCGUGCCUAACGGCCAUUAUGAACGUGAUCAUUACGCAGUUUUUCAUAGCCAUGGCAAUUAUUCGAGGGCGAUAUAUCCUGAUAAAUAAGGAUCUUCAAGCAAUUAUUGCCGAAACCCAAGCGCUGGUUCCCAACGGGAGUGGACUUUUUGGUAGCAAAAGUUGCCUUCUCGCCGAUCGCCUGGAGAGGAUCGCCCGGAGUCAAUCUGACCUACAAGAGCUCAUCGAACAGUUGUCGAAAGCCUACCAAGGAGAAGUCGUCUGCAUGUCCAUCAGUUACUAUCUAAACGCGGUGGGAAGCGUUUACCUAUUGUUUAGCUUGCACAAGUAUGGAGGAUCAACGGAUAAUUGGCCAAUGCUCAUUACAGUUUCAAGCGCAGCCUACUUCCUCUUUUACUAUCUCGAUUGCUGGCUAAACUGUUUUAACGUGUUUUACCUUCUGGACACACACAAUAACAUGGUCAAAUUAGUGAGUAAAUGGACUCUCUUUCAGCCAGGCUUGGAUAGUACACUUGAAAGCGCUUUCGACAACUUUAACUUGAACUUGGCGAGAAAUCCUCUAAAGCUGCAAUUCUAUGGCCUAUUCGAAAUCGAUCGGGUGUCGUCAUUUGCUUUGGGAAACUCUUUGCUAACACAUUCCUUACUUCUAAUUCAAUAUGAUAUAGAACAUACCUAA
Messenger RNA from Drosophila eugracilis, 1173 nucleotides. It is a transcript of the gene Gr59d, whose product is annotated as putative gustatory receptor 59d. Bases 1 to 1173 code for a protein of 390 amino acids. Lineage: Eukaryota; Metazoa; Arthropoda; Insecta; Diptera; Drosophilidae. The transcript is spliced from 2 exons. Gene Ontology annotation, cellular component: membrane. The record is from RefSeq and is a predicted model, not a curated record. Gene Ontology annotation, biological process: sensory perception of taste.